This is a messenger RNA of Cyclopterus lumpus (lumpfish), 2674 nucleotides long. RefSeq names its product chromosome 24 C1orf131 homolog (gene fsaf1). NCBI's taxonomy places the organism in Eukaryota, Metazoa, Chordata, Actinopteri, Perciformes, Cyclopteridae. The record is from RefSeq and is a predicted model, not a curated record. The transcript is spliced from 9 exons. The coding region runs from base 135 to 905 and encodes 256 amino acids.
GGCCGGAAAGGUUCAACUGUCGUCACACGUGCUUUAGCGUUACGUUGUAUGUUUUCAAACGGCGGAUAUCGUUGAGUCCCAUUCAUUAAUAGCUUGUAUUUAGCUGUUUUUCCUGUUUCUAGCAUUAGCUUACAAUGGACGGAAAAGAAGACGAAGAUUGUUUGUUUCUUGAGCACGUUUUGGAUACACUUUAUGAGUUUGAAGAUGGAGCAGGAUCCAAAAAGAAGCUCAAGUCUCAGAAGAAGAACAAAAGAAAAAGAAAUGAGGAGGAGGAAGAUGAGUUGCCUGCAGUCACGGAUAUCUCCAGUGACUCUGAAAACAACCGAGUGGAUCAUGUUGGAGCUGAACAGCAGCAGCAACAACCAACGACUGAGCAAACAGGUCCAACCAUCAAGCGGGUGAGCCAUGUGAAGGUUGUAACAUUUCAGGACCCCAGAAAGAACCCGAAAACCAAGCAGACUCCAGCGCCCAACAAAAUAACCGCCCUUCAGAAGAUGACGGAGGAGAACGAGAGCGACCAGCUAGAAGAGCUCGACUUAGAAAAGUCUCGUCUUGAGGUCCAUCGGUUUGGAAUCACGGGCUAUAAGAAGGAGCAGCAGCGUGUUUUUGAACAGGACAGAGCGGUCAUGCUGGGAGCCCGACCCCCCAAGAAGGACUACGUCAACUACAAGAUGCUGCAGCAGCAGGUCAAAGACAAGAAGCAGAAGGCAAAGGAGGAGGUUCAGACGGACCUGAAGAAAAAGAAGAAGCCGAAAAAUCAAAGGACCACGAGGAAGAAGAAGGUGUCCUCUACUUCUGGCUCUGGCUCGGCCCCCACAGGUCAGGUGGGCCACUUCAAGAACGGCAUGCUGAUCCUCAACUCCAAGGAGAUCCAGAAAAUCAAAGGCAACAAGCGACGCAAAUAGGUGUGCGACUAUAUCCUCCAGGAUGGGAUAAACACAAGCAGACCAGAGAAAGAACUGGCUUCCCACCACCGUCAGUGACUCAUCUCACUGCAGGGCUGUUUGCAGUGUUGUGAGGAAGAGCACGAGAGCCGAAUACAACGUGAGCUGGGAGGCUGGUGUCUGCAGUAAAAUACAGGACCGUGUUACUGGAGACGAGAAUCCAAUUUACCGAUCCUCAAAGUGGACCCCGAAUGGGCCCAGAGACCGGACGUGGAUGCACAAAACUGGAGACUUUGGUCAAAUCAUAUUCCAUCACAGUUAAUUUAUUUUCUUUUUAUAAAUGACCCAAAAAAACCAAAGAAGACAUUUGCGUUUCUUGUGUUUUACACGGUAAAGGUUUUUAAAUAAUGCAGUUACAUUGCAUUUCUCAUAUACAAACCAUGUAGUCGUACAAAACAUUUACAUUGGCAGGAAGGGAGGGGAUCAUAACAGUACAGAUGGGGGUAAUUAUGUAUAAAAUAAAAAAAAAUGUACACAAAAGUUAAGUGCUGGCAGAUGUUUUCAUGAAGAAACACACAGACGAACAUGAGAGGGUACCGUAGUUUUUCUCCCUUUUUCUAAACCCUUGCGUUCGAGGUGAAAACAAUUACAGAUCUUUACAGAUAUUUAAUUCUGUUGAAAAGCUGAUGGAUUUUGAGCGACAAUAACAAUGGCGAAACACGAGGUGUAGUCUGGCAGUGUGCGGCCGGGUGAGGUCACAAAUUCUCACACUUUUUUUCUUUUUUUUUUUUUAAAGCAGCUUUUGUCUUAUUUAUACAUUUCAAAGAAGAAGAAGAAGAAACAGCACAAAUAAAUAUGAAGCUUAUCUGCAGCACAUUGUUUCAAAUCUGUAUUAUGUUGAUAUUUUAGCCUUUUUUUUAAAUCUUUAACCUGCGGCAAUACACCAUAGACAAUAAAUAUAUAUAUAUAUAUAUAUAUAUAUAUAUAUAUCAGUCGCCAUUCCACUUCUAUGCUGAUCAAAUUGAAGAGGGCAAUAUACAAAAGAAAAAAGAAAUAUGCAAUUCAAUAUAUUUACACACUUUUAUAGAGUAAAUACAUCUGCAAUUAUUUCAGUUGAACAGCUUACAGCAGUGACAUGCUCUUUCCCCCAGCACCAUAUCUUGGAUGUUAAAUAAAAUCUCACAUUCAUGGUGUAAGUGUUGGGGUAAAGGGACAUGCCAUACAAGCACUCUCACAAUAUCGAGACAGGAGUGACGACCAUGUGACUCUUUUAAAAUGUGUGCUUUUUGCCACCAAAAAAAAGUAUUGUUUUGAUAUUAAUUUACGAAAUAACGACGCAGAAAGUAAAAGGCGUAACCUCAUUUGACCUGAUACACAGUCCGACUCCCUGAACCUCCACCUAACACCUUGAGCUUCCUCUGCACCACUUUAACAUCAGCGCAGACAUGUAACCCCAAAGCAUCCGGACUCUCAGACGAUGGGCAAGCAUCCCCUCUGGUGAUGUGAUCGAUGUCUCACUUGGCCUGUGGGCCUCUAAUCUAUUCCUGGUUAAGGCAAAGUCUACCUCGGGGAGGGGGGGGCAGGUUGCUCGUCUGGUGUGGGAGGUGGGAGGACGGUCAGAGCCGAGCAACCUCGCGUGAUGCAAAAGCCGGCAGUCUGCAAAUGGUCCUUUGGGUGAUAGAUGUUUGCUUUCUUGGUCGGGAGGAACCGGUUCAAGUCCUGAUUUUGACACUAAUGGUGCAUUCAUGUCAUGUGGGAAAGAUGGUAAAACAUAGGCUUAGUUUCAGUUG